UUCCGUUCUCGGGUCCAUUCUUGCUACCAUUGUGUCGCAUUCAGGCGGGAGUUUUGGAAACAACUCUUUCUGUUUCUACGCUCUUGGUAUCAGCAACUGAAAUAUACAAAUACUUACAGCUAGCUCAGCUGUUGACAGAAUAGAUUGGAGAAUUAAUGGGAGUCGACGGCCGGAUGGACCCGUUAGACUUCCUAACGAAUGAAAAUCUGUUGCUUUUUCUUCACCGCAAGAAGACGGAGAUUUCUUGCAUGGAACAACCGCACACUUUCCUCACCCAGCUGCGUGACCACGAUCUGCUGCCGGAGAAACUUUAUAAGAAGCUUAAAGGAAUGCGCUCUCGUGAGCAGCGGCAGAAAGGCGUCUAUGAUGUUCUGGAUUGGUUGGAGAAAGAGAAAUCUCAUUGCAUGCAUCGGUUCUGGGACUGCUUGUUUAAAGACCAUAUCCUUCAUCUGUACCCUGCACUACGUCUGCUCAGAAACAGCCUGCUGGACGGCACAUUUAGCUUCAAUGAGAAACCCGCAGUUGAAGAGGGAUUGACUGAGAAGGAACAGUCUGAAGGAAAGGGGGAGAAAGUAAAGGAGAGAAAAAAUAACAAAAAGCGAAAGAUAAAUGAUAAAGCUAGUGAGGAUAGCGAUGGUCCAGGAACGUCCUCUGCCUCCACACCCACUCGGAAGAAACCAGCCAAGAAACCCUCCUUCUCAUCUCCCAUUAAGAAAGGAGACACACAGGAGAUUUGGAUGUGGCCUCUUUAUAAAACUCAGCUGCCAGUAUCCUGUGGGAAUAAAGAGGGCACUCUUCAUAGGGACAGGCUGGCCAGAGGGAAGGAGUGUAUUUUUGCACAGGGACGCUGGUUCACCCCAUCUGCUUUUGAGCAGUAUGGAGGCAAGGAAAGAAGCAAAAACUGGACACUCAGCAUACGCUGCAGAAACACACCACUCAAGAAACUCGUAGAGGAAGGGCAUCUCCAGACUCCACCGAUGAAGAGAAGAAAGAGGACAUGCGUCCAAAACAGCAUGAGAGAACUGUUUCCUGUCAUCUCCUCAGAUAGCUCCAGUGCAGACUCAGAAACCAGUGCCCUGACAGAGGAGGAAAUGGACGCAGAUGAUUUUGAGGAACAGAGAAGCAGAGAGGGAGAAACAGAGUUUAGAGGGAGAGGAGAGGAAGUGGAGGAGGAGGAUGAAGCAGAUAUGGAAGAUCUAUCUGUUUUCCUGGCCCCAUCUUUACCAGUCACUUGUGUUUCUAUUUCCGGGAUGCUACACAAAUAUAGGUUUGCAUCAGAUGUGCGUGGGAAGUGUAUCCGUACUGAUGAGAGCUGGUUCACACCAGAGGAGUUUGUAAGACAGGAACCCUCUCUCACUGAUGGAUUCUGGAAAAGAGACAUCCUGUGCCAUGGCAAAACUCUCAACUUCUUACUGAAGAAAGACAUUCUGUGGAUCCAUUCGCUUCUGUGUGAAUGUGAGAUGUGCAGUGAUCAAGAGCAGGACCUGUUGGCGCAGAAAAAUGACGACGUGUGUUACGUGUGUGACUCCAAGGGAGAUAUUGUGUGCUGUGACGAGUGUCCACGAGCUUUUCAUCCAGACUGUCACCUGCCAGCUGUACACAGAGAUUCAUCUGGAGAAUGGAUGUGUACUUUUUGCGUGUUGCGGGCCAAUCGACAAUGGCUUUACUUGAGUCACAUGACUGAACAAGAUGCUUUAAAUGCCCCAGUGUCCCAAAACAAACUGCACUGCCACUAUUUGCUGUUAUGUAUGUAUAGAGAGGAUGUCCAGCGAGUGUUUGUAAAGGAUCCUUGCAGAACAGUUGCCAGAUACUCUCAGUUAAUAUCUCAUCCCAUGUGGCUGGACAGAAUAAAGGAGAAGCUGGAGCAUGGUGAAUAUCAGAUGGUUGGAGAGUUCGUCUCAGACUUUCAGCUCAUCUUCAGUAACUGCAGCAGGUUCAACAAGGACAAUGAAUUUGGUAGAAUGGGUGCCAAGCUGAAGGAAUUGUUUGAAAAGGAGUUCAAGAACAUCUUCACUAUCCAAUAGCAUCUCGCUUUCCAACUCUGACAAUAUGUUUGGAACAAAGUCCUUUGAAUACCUUUGAAUAUUCAUUGGAUCAUAUUAUAAUGUAUAAACUGAAAGAUGAUGUAACAAUGCAACAUUUAUGACUUGGUUGCUAUGCAAUACUGUGUAUCAAGUAGGGUUGCAACGGUAUGAGAUUUUCACGGUACGAUAACCAUCUCAGAAAAUAUCACGGUAUACGGUAUUACACAGUUAUUAUCAGUUACAAUGACCCUUAAAAGGAGAAACUUGAAUUGAAACUUGAAAAAAGAAAUUCUAAUGGAAAAUUAAUUUAAUUUUAAUUUGUAAAAAAAAAAGUCUCCCUUUUGAAAAUAAAUAAUGUAAAUAGAAUAAAUAAGAAAGCUAACAGAAUUACAAUAAUAAAACAAAUUAUAAACAUGAUAAAAAAUAUAGCAUGUAACUAUAACAUGUUAUAUAACUAAAGCAUGUUAGUUUACAUGUUAACAUAGCAGUAAAAUUAACUACAAUAUGAUAAAUAACAUCAGCUGUGUGAGCUUAUAAAGUAAUGUCGUAUGAUUAUUAAUAAUUAACAUAUACUGUAAGUGCGUGACAGCGCAGCCAGACUGCUUCUGUUUGUACCUUUAACUCAGUGAUUCUCAACUGGUUUUGCUUUAGGACACAGAUUUUACAUUGGAUAUCAAGUGGCGACCCGCCAUAGUAAAAACGUAACCUGUAUUUAAUGUAUCCUAGGUUGCAUUUCCUUUUAUGCUACAUAGUUUUGUUCAUGGUUUUCAAGUACAAGGACAUGCAUCAAGUGACAUUAUUUUUGCUGCUGAUGUAAACAACAAAAGCGACAGGACGUUUUCUCUCCCCCGUUUUAAAAAUUGAAGAGCAUAUUUACUUCUAUGAGCCCAUUAUUAUCCUGUUUGUUUCCUAAUUUCAAACAUAAUUCAAACAGAACAUAAAUAUUACACAGGAGGAAAGGCUCCUCAUUACCAUGAUUAGGUCAGUGUAGCUAGUCUUAAAUAAUAGUAAUAAUAAUUAUAAAUUAUAAUAUUUAUGAAAAAAUAAAUACUAGCUGAAACACAUCUUGAAACUUUUAACUACAACUGCCACUGUUGAUAUAAAAUGAGGUCUAACAGAUUCUACCUUUAGAUUAUUUCAUAAGAAAAAUGUUGUCAAAAUAUAACAGUUACUUUCACUCAUGUAAAAUCAUGAAACAAUUUUGUAAAGGUGAUGAAUAAUGAAAAAAAAAAUGAGCGCAUAGCACAGUGUUGUUCUUUUCCUCCUCAGUGCUGUUUGGCAUGUCAGGGCUGCCUACUGUUUGCGAGGUUCGACUUGACUUUCUCUGUAACGCUUUAAACUAGAAAAGUCUCACUAGAAUUGAAAUUGGUCACAUCAGUUUUGAGGUCUGCGCUGCGCAAUAUCGAGGGAAGCCCGGUUGUUGCACGCGCGCGUCAGAGAGCAAGCUGGUUCCGUUACACUCGUGCGAAAGUGCAGAUGAGAAGCCUUCAGCUGAUUGCGAGAUUAUCAUUAAAUCUGCCUCAGCAGUCCUAAAUAGGCUAUCACUUGGGCGGCCGCCGAAAUAUCUUCAAUGGGAGAACCAUGUCAUUGUUCUUUCCCUGCUGUCCGCAUAGACCUGCAACCCACUUUUGGGUCGUGACCCACCAGUUGAGAAACACUGCUUUAACUCACACACACACUCACUUAUGUCAGACCCCCUCACCUUGCUUCUCUCUGACAUUUUCUCUGCUGCAUGUGUGUGUGUGUGUGGUUCAAGUCGAUGAGUCUGACAGGCAGUCGAGGAGGAAAGGAGAUGCGCACGCGCAGGUGAGAUUCUCCGUCCGGUUGCAUUUUUUUUCUCAAUACCGUAGAUAAGCAAAUGUACAUGGUAUGAUAACCGUCAAUUUUCAUACUGUGGUAUACCGUGAAACUGGUAUACUGCUGCAACCCUAGGUAUUACAAGUGGUCAUUCAAAGAUUCAAAUAUAAUUUUUUUUGUUGCACAUAGGAUAUUGGUUUUUGGAAGUGUCCUAAAGGCGCAAUGCUUCAGGUUUCAAGCAUCAAGUAAUUUUUUGGCCUUUGCUGAAAGCAAAUGCUGUGAAAAAUGACAAAAUCACUGACAGUCAGAUCAUAUUUGAUGUUUAAUAUAUAGCUUUGUAAACAGUUUUUUGGAUCAGUGAGAUGUAACUGUGGGUGGGACAUCCCAGAUAAAAACUCAGAUUAACAUGUAAUAUGUUACUUAUUACUUUGCACUUUAUUGUGUCGCACCUGGUUAGGGCAUGGUGUUACAGCUGCUGUGGGUUGGCUAUGUUAAUACUAACUUUGCUGAUUUUUAAGCUUGGUGAUUUGAGUGACAGCAACCAUUGGUGACCACUGAGAUUAACAUUAUGCAAAUGAGUAGUGAUGCAAUAUGGCUACUACUAAUGGAGGUGAAGCUCUGGCUCCUUGGCAACCCCCAGCAAUUGAAUGGCUGUCAAAUGUUAAUGAAAAGUGUAAAGUGUAUAAUUUCUGCACUUUAUAGGCUGAAUUUUGAAUUCAGCCAAGAAUGUAUAAUUAAUAGUAGUCUCUGCACAUUAAACUAGGACCGGUAAAACAAUUUAAAAAUGACACACUACACCUUUAAUUUCAAUGAGGAGGAGUUUAGUGGUUGAAGGGGAAUCUUUUUCUCAUUUGCUUUCGUUGAAGUUCAAGUAAUUUGCAGUUUACACCCUCAAAAGAAAUUUUAUUCUGUAAAACAAUGAAAAAAUAUUUGUACAUUGUAAUUCAAAUUAACAAUAUUUUAAUCAACUGCCAUCUUGUUUUUACAAUAAACAAGAAAUAAAUUA
This is a messenger RNA of Myxocyprinus asiaticus (Chinese sucker), 4827 nucleotides long. RefSeq names its product nuclear body protein SP140-like protein. The record is from RefSeq and is a predicted model, not a curated record. Lineage: Eukaryota; Metazoa; Chordata; Actinopteri; Cypriniformes; Catostomidae. Gene Ontology annotation, biological process: regulation of transcription by RNA polymerase II. Gene Ontology annotation, molecular function: protein binding; DNA-binding transcription factor activity, RNA polymerase II-specific; DNA binding. Gene Ontology annotation, cellular component: nucleus. The coding region runs from base 156 to 2024 and encodes 622 amino acids. The transcript is spliced from 16 exons.